Messenger RNA from Pecten maximus, 2321 nucleotides. Its product is annotated as RWD domain-containing protein 4-like. The coding region runs from base 129 to 695 and encodes 188 amino acids. NCBI's taxonomy places the organism in Eukaryota, Metazoa, Mollusca, Bivalvia, Pectinida, Pectinidae. Gene Ontology annotation, molecular function: protein binding. The transcript has 7 exons. The record is from RefSeq and is a predicted model, not a curated record.
CUAAUAUUAGGUGAAAACCAAGAUGUCUGCGCCCAUGAUGUGGCAUGACAACACUGAGGUAAAUAUGAGAUGAUGUAAAUGCUGGAUAAGACUAUUGCUACAGCUAAACAAGCUUGGACAACAUCAGGAUGAGUUGUGAAGAACAGCAAGAGGAGGAAUUGGAGGUACUACAUUCCAUCUAUGAGGGAGAUGAGUUAUUUAAGGAAGUGAACCCUACAACAUUUCAAUACAAGUAUGGAGAGGAAGGUAGCUACAAGGCGUUUAAUGUCGAAAUUAUUUGGGGGGAUGAUUAUCCUGAGGAAAGUCCGGCCAUCAACCUGGAUACUUUCUACAAUAAACAUAUACUUGAUGAAGUAAAGGACAAAAUACUAUGUGGCCUUAAGGAACAGGUACCAGAUUUACUGGGAUGUGCUAUGUCUUUCACACUGUUUGAAUGGGUUAAGGAAAACUAUGAUGACCUGGUAGCAGAUCAGCCAGAUUCACAGCCUAACAUACAGAGUGAAGACAGGACAGAGUCUAAUGGUAUUAGUAUAGUUGAGACGUCCAAAAAGAAAGAAAAGAAAGAACAACUCACUAAAAACCAAAAACGCAGACUGUAUGAAAAACUGAAUUCCCAAGGAGAUCGUCCGCGGGGCCAUGACUGGGUUGACAUAAUACGUCAUCUCAGUCAAACGGGGGGCGGUGCCAAGGAGUAGCUCAUGGAAGCAUGGUCAAACUGACAAGAUACAACAGCAAGGAUAAUAAGAGAAUGCUUUGGCAAUUUGAUGGAACAAUGGUAUCAAAUACUGUUGUUCACAAUAGCAGACUUGUGGUUCAAAAGUUCAAUUUAAAUUCUAAAUUCUUUCCAUUUCACCUUAAAACAUUAGUAUGAUGUUGAGGCCCGAAAACUUAAUCUGAAUUUUUGCUGAUGACCUUUACUGGUUGUUCUCAUCAAGGUCAUUUGAACCUGUGGUGUCAUUUAUUGCUAAAUACUUUUAUGUUGUCCAAGAUUAUUUGCUCAUUGAAACCUGUGCAAAUGUGUUUUAAAGUGAUGAACUUGUUGGUAAUAUGAGAAGGAAGUGUCAUUUUCAAAGUAAUAUUGUUAAAGUAAACCUGUUGAAGACGUAACAUAAAAUUAAAGGUUUGAUGACCGCGUCAAGGACUGCAUUUCCAGAGUCGAACUGAAAGGUUCCUAAGUCGUAUAAAAUAAUGAAUAAAUUAUUUUUAAUUGAAAUAAAUGUAAUCAUCAGUGGGUAUCUGUAUGUGUCAAACCCCUGUGGUGCAUGUAAUUUACAUUGUUAAUAUUAUUAGUACAUUGAUCCAUCGAUAAGUCCAUGACGGGUAAUAAGCCCGUUGUAUAUAGUGGGAUAUACUAAAGAUACUAAUAGGGGCUGUAUCAUCGUCCUGCAAUAAGCCCAACUUUACCUUUUUUAUUUCCAGAUACAUUACAUACUUUAUACUGUGAUACAGACAUUGAAAGCUAUAAUGCUGAAAUGUCAUGCUACAGUGACUAUUAAUGUGUAUACCUUAGUUUAAUUGCGACAGGUAUCCACAGGCAGUGCAAUUUGGGUUUCACAUUACACGUACUUAUAGAUUUCAGAUUGGCGUAGAUUUUCAAAUUGGUGUAUUACGUAUCAAAAUUAAUUACCUUUAAUAAACUCUUUUUACUUUUCACUGAAGAGUAAAAUGUGUAUGUAAGCAUUUUUAAAAGUACAAAAAUGUAAUCUCUUAAAUCUCAUACAUUUUAAUCACUAAAUUGCAGAGUAGCCCAACCCUACAUUGAGUCAAAGAUUAUGCAUUGACCACUGGGCUUAUUUCAGGAUAAAUGUGGUAUACAUACAAUGUAGUACAAUGUAUAACUCUAAAUCAUACAUUAUUUACAUACUGUUUUGGUUUUUGUAAAAUAACAAACUGGUUUCCAUAAUAAAAUAUCCUUGAAUGGUUUAACAAUGAAAUAAAUUCCUUGAAUCCUAUUUGAAAAUAAAAAUAUGAAUGGCUUUUAAUACAUCCACAUAAAUACAUGUAUGUAUGCUGUAUUUUGUUUUUGGUCUGGAAAUGAAUUUACAAAGUAGUUGAUAUACAUGUACAAUGUAUACAUAUUUAUGUUAUUUUGCUUUCUGUCAAGUAAAUUCACUUAUAAUGAUAUAUUUUUAUAAAGAACAGAAAAAUAGCAAUAAGUCGUUAUUGAAAUUUUAUUUCUGAAAAUGUCUGGUUAACAUGUUCACCAAUACGACUUAGUUCCUGUGUCCUAAAACAGGAACGGCCAGUUUAUGGUGACACAGAGAAUAAUCAGGUCUUGUUAUUAUGUAACAAUAAUAUAAAUAAACACUUGUAUCAUGAUA